Magnolia sinica is the source of this 3333-nucleotide messenger RNA. RefSeq names its product CRM-domain containing factor CFM2, chloroplastic. The record is from RefSeq and is a predicted model, not a curated record. Gene Ontology annotation, biological process: RNA splicing, via transesterification reactions. The transcript has 12 exons. Bases 42 to 3077 code for a protein of 1011 amino acids. Gene Ontology annotation, molecular function: mRNA binding. NCBI's taxonomy places the organism in Eukaryota, Viridiplantae, Streptophyta, Magnoliopsida, Magnoliales, Magnoliaceae.
AAAUAUCCAACUGUCUUUGGUUUUUUUUUUUUCCUCUAAAAAUGUUGCUAGCAUUCUAUCACCACCAACCUAUCUCUACCUUGUUUUGUUCGAAAACCUUACAAUCACUCCCAUCCUCAGCACCAUCUCUCUGCUGCUAUAAAAACUCCUCCAAUCCUUGUAAAUCCAUCAUUCCCUGCCACUCAUCUGCAGCUGCUGGCGACACUGAAACUGUGCCAAAAACUGCCAUCCAAAGGAUAGCCGAAAAGCUCCGCAGCCUCGGGUAUUUAGAUGAUGAUACGGAACAUAGAGAAAUGCGCAACGGCUCAGCCGGUGUCAUCUUCCUCCCACCUUCCCAUCAGCUGCCUAAACACCGGGUGGGCCAUACCAUUGACACCAGCUGGAGCACCCCCGAAAGCCCGGUACCAGAACCCGGGUCCGGCCCCACCAUUACCAGAUUCCACGAGAUGAUGAGGAGGAAGGAGUUGGAGAAGGAGAAGGAGAAGCAGAAGCAGAGGCAGAAGAAGAAGGGUAGGGCGUCGGUCCCACCAUCGGUUGCAGAGCUGACGAUAGCAGAAGAAGAGCUGAAGAGGCUUAGAAGCGUGGGGAUCCGUCUGGAUAAGAAGCUGAAGGUUGGCAAGGCAGGAAUCACUGAAGGGAUUUUGAAUGGGAUUCAUGAGCGCUGGCGAAGGUCCGAGCUCGUUAAGAUCAAGUGUGAUGACCUGUGCAGGAUGAACAUGAAGAGGACUCAUGAAAUUUUGGAGAGAAAAACUGGGGGUUUGGUUGUUUGGAGGUCUGGAAGUAUCAUCAUCUUGUACAGAGGCGCCAGCUAUAAGUAUCCUUACUUCUUGUCCGCCUAUAAUACAACAGAUGAUAUUCUUAGCGAUAAAGAGUCCUCAAGAUCAAGUGACGAUUGUGAAGUUUAUGGUGAGCAAGAGGACAGCUCAUCACACACAGUUGGUGUCAGUUCAUCCGUGGAAACAAUCUCACCCAGCAGGUUGGCUCGCUCACCGUUGGUACUUGGCGUUGGCUCCCCAAAAAAAGUGAGGUUUCAACUCCCAAGUGAAAAACAACUUGAAGAAGAAGCCGACUGCCUGUUAGAUGGACUAGGUCCACGAUUUACUGAUUGGUGGGGAUACGGUCCUCUACCCAUUGAUGCAGAUCUUUUACCAUGUUUUGUUCCUGGAUACCGGAGGCCUUUCCGUCUUCUUCCGUAUGGGGUAAAUCCUAAGUUAACAGACCGGGAGAUGACCAUUUUAAGGAGACUUGGCCGUCCCUUACCAUGCCAUUUUGCAUUAGGGAGAAACAGGAAUCUUCAAGGGUUGGCAGCUUCUAUGGUUAAGCUCUGGGAAAAAUGCGAGGUUGCAAAAAUUGCAGUUAAGAGAGGUGUCCAAAACACCAACAGUGAGAUGAUGGCCGAAGAAUUGAAGGGGCUAACUGGAGGAACUCUUCUAUCAAGAGAUAGGGAAUUCAUUGUCUUUUACAGGGGUAAAGAUUUUCUACCACCUGCAGUCUCUGCUGCAAUAGAAGAGCGUAGGAAGUACAGAAUUCACAAAGAGGAACAAAAAAUAGUUAAAGACAUAUCUACUGACACUGGAGUUGAGCAUGAAUUGGGGCCAGCAGAAUCUGUUUGUAUAGAUGAGCUUGAAGAAAUGAAGGACCCGAAAAGGGAUCUUGCCAUGGAGAUAAGGAAAUUGAGGUCCACAAGCUUAGCUGUUAAAAGCAUGGAUGUCAAGCUGUCUAUGGCACUAGAAAAGAAGGAAAAGGCAAAGAAGCUUCUGGCAGAGCUAGAGAAAGUGGCUGAGCCUCAAAAACCAGAAGUUGAUAGGGAGGGAAUUAGUGAAGAAGAAAGAUACAUGCUAAGGAAGGUUGGCCUUAGAAUGAAGGCUUUCUUACUGUUGGGCAGACGGGGAGUUUUUGAUGGCACGAUUGAAAACAUGCACCUUCACUGGAAGUACAGGGAACUUGUAAAGAUAAUUUGCAAGGAUAGGUGCAUUGAAGAUGUUCACAUAGUGGCUCAGACAUUAGAGGCUGAAAGCGGGGGGAUAUUGGUGGCAGUAGAAAGAGUGAAUAAAGGUCAUGCUAUCAUUGUAUAUCGGGGGAAGAAUUACCAACGCCCAGCUGACUUGAGACCUCGAACACUCUUAAAUAAAAGACUAGCAAUGAAGCGCUCCUUGGAGGCACAACGUUGUGAGUCUUUAAAGCUUCAUGUCUUGAAACUCGAUAGUGAUAUAAACAAAAUGAAACUUGAAUUGGCCAAAAAUGACCAAGUGGUGAACUUUGUUCAGUCAACUGAAGGUAUUAGAGCAAAUACAGAAUCUGACACUGGCAGCCAUACUCGUUCACUAGAAUCUGGUUACCAUCAAGAGAAUACCGAGGCCAACGAAGACCCUGAAGUUGAUGCAAGUUCCUUGCACUCCAUUGAACGUGUGGACUCUUCUAGAGACAGUGAAGGGAAUGCCAAAACUUCAAUAAAUGUAAUCGAAUCUACAUUUCAAGUGCACAAUAUGCAGCCACAGGAUAUGAUUGAACAUUCUGCAGCUGAAGUUGAAACUUACGUCUCUAGGGAUGGGUCAAGGGAGUUGUCACUUGAAUCAUCUGUAUACAAACCUCCGUCAUCUGUUCACAAAGAUAAGAUGGAGGGAUCUGAUGUUGAAAUCCCUUUCAUGACUGCACCUCUUUCCAAUCGAGAUAGGCUUGUCUUACGAAAGCAGGCCCUCAAGAUGAAAAAGCGCCCUGUGCUUGCCAUUGGGAAGAGUAAUGCAAUUACUGGUGUUGCCAAAGCAAUUAAGAUGCACUUUCAGAGGAAUCCUCUGGCGAUUGUGAAUGUCAAGGGCAGAGCCAAGGGUACUUCUGUCCAGGAGGUGGUUUUUGAGCUAGAGCAAGCGACUGGUGCAGUGCUAGUAUCGCAGGAGCCCAACAAAGUAAUACUCUACAGAGGGUGGGGAGAGGAACAUGGUGUUGCUUCUAAGAAGGAAAAGAAGGAUGAAAGAGAAACAAGGAAAAGUCAAGAGACUGCAGUUUCACCUCGACUCCUAGCUGCUGUUAGAAUUGAGUGCGGAUUGCAGACCAGUCUAGGGGACGUAGUACCUUUUUAAGUGAGAGAGAGAGAGAGAUUGGUAUGAUAUUGUUGGCUAUGACAAUGAGCAGUUCCUGAGCUUCACAAUUUGCACCCCCGUUCAUGUAUUUUAUUAUUAUUAUUUUUUUUAAUGUCAAAAUGAUUUGAGGUUCAAUGCACAGUGUUUUAAGUAUAGCCGAUAUAUCUCUUGCAAUAUAUCUUGUAUUCUACGUGUGUGAUAUGAAACACACAAGUAAUGGGACAUGUUCGAUCUGAUGAGCAUUUUUAAUUUUUUA